Messenger RNA from Xiphias gladius (swordfish), 1656 nucleotides. It is a transcript of the gene spo11, whose product is annotated as SPO11 initiator of meiotic double stranded breaks. Gene Ontology annotation, molecular function: ATP binding; DNA binding; DNA topoisomerase type II (double strand cut, ATP-hydrolyzing) activity. Gene Ontology annotation, cellular component: nuclear chromosome. The record is from RefSeq and is a predicted model, not a curated record. Gene Ontology annotation, biological process: meiotic DNA double-strand break formation; meiotic DNA double-strand break processing; reciprocal meiotic recombination. NCBI's taxonomy places the organism in Eukaryota, Metazoa, Chordata, Actinopteri, Istiophoriformes, Xiphiidae. The transcript is spliced from 13 exons. Bases 335 to 1459 code for a protein of 374 amino acids.
GAAUCCCAUUUAGAAAUACUGGAGAGGCUACAUUUAUGCAUAAUCAUAAAUGUGAAUAUUGUGUUAACGUGUAAAUAUAGUGGAAGUAAACACACUGCUGUUCAGUUUCUACGGUCCCUUCAAGCCCAAAACAACAUGGCAAGGUAAAUUCUUCCAUCCGGACACGCAGCCAAUCGGUCAGCCGAGCAACAAAAUCCUUAGGCGGGAACGUGGUGUAGGUAAAUAACACAGUGGUUAACGAUAAAUAACGCGAUGGGAUCCCGAGCAGCAGAACCGUUUUCUGAAAUCGAUCGACUCCGAGCUCAGCUGCUGAACAAUGGCGAAGUCCUGACAGAUGGCCGGCGUGUGGAAGAAGAAAUCAGCGGGUAAAUUCACACUCACCUGCUCCAGCUGCAAGAGCAGGGAAAUUUUGACCCGUAUUGAGAACAUAAUCCUAGGAAUAGUGACCAGUCUGUCAAAAGAUGAGGCUCCUGUCCUGGCACUGCCCAACAGAUCCAGCUGGGCCAACGUUAGUUUUGACAGUGCCAUCGGGCUUCAGAUGAGUUCAGGAAGUUCUGUCAGCACCAUUAGGAGCGACUGUCCUUCAUCUGUCACUAAGUUUGCGCAAAUUCUGAAGAUUCUCUCAGUCAUCUUCAGACUUGUGCAGAGCAACUCAUAUGCUACGAAAAGAGACAUUUAUUACAACAAUACACAGCUGUUUGGUUCACAGACAACUGUUGACAGUAUUGUGGAUGAUAUCUCCUGCAUGCUAAAAGUUCCCCGCAGAUCACUUCAUGUGUUUGCCUCGUCCAAGGGAUUAAUCGCAGGUGAUCUGCGUUACAUGGAGGAGGAUGGUACAAGGAUUGACUGCCACUCCAGCUCCGCUGCUGUUGCAGUUUCGUCAAACAUUGGUGGGAUUAGAAAUAUUGUAUCAUCUGCAAAAUUUGUCAUGAUAGUCGAGAAGGACGCAACUUUCCAGAGACUGCUGGAUGAUGAUUUCUGCACAAAGCUCUGUCCUUGCAUCAUAAUCACAGGUAAAGGCGUGCCAGAUGUGAACAGCAGGUUGAUGGUGAGGAAGCUUUGGGACACGCUGCACAUCCCCAUCUUUGCUCUUGUGGAUGCUGACCCUCACGGCAUUGAGAUCAUGUGCAUCUACAAGUACGGAUCAGUGGCCAUGUCGUUUGAGGCCCGCAGCCUGACCGUCCCCAGCGUUAUGUGGCUAGGCCUCCUCCCCUCUGACCUCCAGAGGUUGCGGGUUCCCGAGGAUGCCCUGAUCCCCCUCACCAAGAGAGAUGAAAGCAAACUCAGUAGCCUCCUUAAAAGGCCGUACUUAACCAGCCAACCAGACUGGCAGAAAGAGAUGGAACUGAUGCAGCAGACUAGGGUCAAGGCUGAAAUACAGUCCUUGGCAGCCAUGGCUCCCGAUUUCCUCACCAGCAUUUACCUGCCCAACAAGCUGCAUUAUGGAGGCUGGGUAUGAGCACAAUGCUGCCACCUAGUGAAAGUAAAAAUGAACUGCUGAAGCAUGUUGCAAAACUAAAGAAAGAUCCUCUAUGUAAAAAUGUCUUAUCUAACCUUUUCAGAAAAAAAAAUUAAAAAUUCAUUUGCAUUUGUUUAGUUUGUAAUGUUUGCAUGUUUUUCAAUGGGGGUGUGUUUGUCUUCUAACUAUAUCAUUAA